Molecule: messenger RNA, 25312 nt
Organism: Pelobates cultripes (western spadefoot toad)
Lineage: Eukaryota; Metazoa; Chordata; Amphibia; Anura; Pelobatidae
Source: the annotation of a GenBank genome assembly
CUGGCAGCCAGCGCCGCUGCUGUGCGUGCGUUUUCCCUUAGUCCAAAAGAAGCCAGUGAGCUGUGCUCAUGGAGGGUCCACGUGUUUCAGCCUUUGCUGUUUUUCAUAAGGAGUUCCAGAGGCAGGUUAGUUAGAAGAGUCUGUAUUAAAAUGGCUAUUUAGCUGUAUGUGGAUUACUAUAUACAGUGUGAGUUUACUGGGUUCCAGGAUCAGAAUACCAUAUACCUGAGAUAGCAGCAUUGUAUGCUACAUUGUAUAUCUACUGCCUUCUCUGCAGCUCUGUCUGUGUAACCUUACUGUCUGAUUACACUCUGUUCUGUACAACAUUGACUAAUAUUGCAAACACUGCUCCCCUGACUUUAGAAGCUCCACAAUAUUAUUAUAUACUAUAAUGUUUGGUAUCACUUCCUCAAUACUUAGAGGAUCUGUGGAGCAAGGAGCUUAUCACCUAUUAUGUAUAUAUGUAUUGUAAUUGUUUUAGAAGGGUUUUUUUUUUUUUUUUUUUAAUGACAGCAUUAUGUACUGUGCUGUCCCUAUGCAAUAACACAGCAUGCAAAGAACAUAUGCUAACGCUGAAUAAAUAUAAUAUACGUAGAUUUAUCAGGAAUUAAGUGGUGCCGCAGAUCGUGGGAAUGUGUUUUCAAAAACUGACCAAUUGUGUUUUAUCCAAUCAGGAUCUACAAAGCACAAAAUCUUUGUCAAUUUUUAUACAAAACUCACUUUUUAAAAAUUUUAUUUUAGUAUUCUCCCUAUUAUUAUAUUGAGCUAAUGUAAACUGAAGCACUGUACAAUAGUAAUGUGCACAAAAAAAGACAAUCUAAAGGAAUUCCUGCUGAUAGAAGCGUACAGUCUGAAGUAAGUGUAACUGUUAUUGUGUCUUUCAGGAAGGUGUUGUGAAGAAGAGCAAACAUGCAAUUUCAAAGCCAUCGCAGAAACACAAACUGUUGAAGAAGAAAAGGAAAUUUUUGUCAUCUGGACCUGAAACCAAUGCGAGCAGCUUACCUGCCCUCGAAAAUGUAAACGAGAUUGAAGAAGCGAAUGGAGAGGUGUAUUGUGUCAAUUCAAAGAAAGGAAAACAUUCUAACAAAAAAGUUAAAAAGCUUAAUACACCUGCAAAAAACAAAAUACUGAAUACUUCAGUGACCACGGUAAUAUACAUUUAUUUAUAUAUUUUACUUUGAAUUCUGGAAUAAAAGUUGCCUGGUGUUAGUCAGUGGCGGAUCCAGAGCCUGAUCUCGGGAGGGGCACUUGUAGAUUAUUUAAAUAAAUAAUCCAGGCACAAUAACCACUACAGCUCAGUGUAGUAGUUAUGGUGUCAGUAGUUCCAGGAUUCCACCCCAGAGUAAGUAGUCAUACCGUUUAAGAACAGUUUGACAACUUACCUGGGGUCUGCUGGGAUAUAGGGUAUAGGAGCAGUGGUGUGUGUUAAGGGUGAAGUGUGUGAGUGCGGCAGUGUAUGUUAGGGUUGCAGUGUAUGUAUGGGGGCACUGUAUGUGUUUUUGGGGCAGUGUGUGUAUGGGGGACAGUGUUUGUGGGGCAGUGUGUGUGUAUGGGGGGCAGUGUGUGUGUAUGGGGGGCAGUGUGUGUGUGUGUGCGAGGGGGCAGUGUGUGUGUAAUGGGGGGCACUGUGUGUAUGGGGUGAGGGAAGGAGGCUUUUUAAUAAUAUUUUUUUUUUUUAUUUAAUAAAAUAAAUAUUCUAUGUCCCCCCUCCCUUCUUACCUCUACUGGGGGGUAGGGGGGACAUUUCUUGGUGCCUGGUGGUCCGGUGGGGAUUCAUUGGUGGUCAGGUGGUCAGAGUGAACUCUAGCCCGCGCUCCCGGGCUAGAGUUCACUCUCGUGAGAUUUGGAGCGUUGCCGUGGUAACCGCGGCAACGCUCCAAAUCUCGAGAGAGGAGGACCCGGAGGAGCUGCAGGCUGAGCUCCUGGGUCCUCUCUCCUCCGUUUCCCUCCCCUGCCGGCUGUCAGCACGGUGCCUGCGGACCGGGGAGGGAGAUCUCUCAUCUUCCCCCCCCCGGUCCGCAGGCACAUUGCAGGGCUGGCACUUGGGCAAUGCCAGCCCUGCGUUAGCCGGCAGGGGGGAAUCUCGGGGGGGGGCAAUUGCCCUGUUGCCCCGGAUCCGCCAAUGGUGUUAGUAGUGGCUUUUUCCAAUUUUAAAAAGAGUGCUUUAAAGGGAUACUAUAGGCACCCAGACCACUUCUUCUCAUUGUCCCUGUCCCCCUUAGUCCUGGAAUGUAAAUCAGUGCAGUUUUAGAGAAACGGCAAUGAUUACAUUGCAUAACUAAGACUGCAUUUAGUUAAUGUCAUUCAGACAGCCACUAGAGACACCUACUGCUUGCUAGGCGACGUUUGGUUGCCUGAUACUGUACAUCCUCAUCCAGCGUCCGUUAAAUCCCCACAGGAAAGCAUAGAAGCAAUGUUUCGCUAUGAGUAGGACCUAAUACCCAUCUUGUGAUGUCGGAGGAGGCAGAGUGUUAAACCAGCGCGGGGAGGGGGGCAAAUUGGCAUGAUAGUGUUAGGAAUACGCUUUUGUGUUCUUAAUGUUGAAACACAAAAGUUCCUUUAACACAUUAAGGACACGUGACCUGUCAUGAUUCCCUUUUAUUCCAGAAGUUUGGUCCUUAAGGGGUUAAAGGAACACUAUAGUCACCUAAACAACUUUUAUAUUAAUUAAGCAGUUUUAGUGUAUAGAUCAUGCCUCUCAGGUUUUACUGCUUAAUUCACUGCCAUUUAGGAGUUAAAUCACGGUUUCUUUUUAUGAAGCCCUUGCCACACCUCCCCUGGCUCUGAUUGGCACAGUCUGCAUGAAAAAAAAACUGGUUUCACUUUUAGUCAGAUUUAAUGUAAAAUUUUUAUCUCUUGCUCUGUAAAUUGAACUUUAAUCACAUAUAGGAGGCUCUUGCAGGGUCUAGCAAGUUAUUAACAUAGCAGGGGAUAAGAAAAUCUAAAUUAAACAGAACUUGCAAUAAAGAAAAAGGAUAAACUUUAGAUGACUCUCUACAGGAAGUGUUUAGGAAGGCUGUGCAAGUCACAUGCAGGGAGGUGUGACUAGGGUUCAUAAACAGUGAUUUAACUCCUAAAUGGUAGAUAAUUGAGCAGUGAGACUGCAGGGCAUGUUCUAUACACCAAAACUGCUUCAUUAAGCUAAAGUUGUUUUAUGUGACUAUAGUGUCCCUGAUAUUUAAAUUAUUGGCUAUUUCUCACAUCGUAAACUAAUCGCAAUAGCCUAGUUUUUUAAACUAAUUUAAACCUUUUCUUCUGUCUCACCGCAAAGUGACCAAACAUUUGCCAAACCAACCUUUAUUAAAGGUAACCUUGUGCACCAUAACCACUGCAACACAUUGUAGUGGUUAAAGAGCAACGAUACCUUAUGUGUCAUCCCUGGUUUCUAUCAAAACCAUUUUUGAGUGGUUUGGAGGGUGAGGGGAGAACUAGGUUUACCCUGGGAUCCAAAGCCCAGCUUCUCUGCAGCCACUCAGACAUUACAGAUACAGAAUAUCAUUUCUGGUUUAUCUGUCCAAAACAUCCAAUCUUGGACAGCAGUGGAAAGCUGCUUAGCCCAGUGCUCACAGCCCUUUCUUCCGUCAAAAGUUGGAUGGCUUUGAAUAGAUCACAUGAAACUGUAACGUUCACAUUUUCCAAGCAGUUAAAGACAGACCAGGCCUUGGGUUCUGGCAGGAGUCACAGUUUUUGUCAAAUAGUUUAAAAAAAAAUUUGACAAAAAUCUGUUAACGGCAGCCAAAGACUCAAUGCACCAUCACUUGCAUAGUGGAUAUGGUUUUUGGAGUGCCUUUCAAAGACUUGUCUAGUGGCAGAUAGCACUCGGUGGUGCGUUUUGCAUGCGUUACUAGGACAAUACAUUUUAUUUGUUAAACUGGCCUUUGCAUAUAUUUUCAUGAUCCAUAAUUCAAUGUUGUGAUUGCUUUCUAAUUAAAAUAUUCCUGUAUGGUAUGCAGGAUUAUCUACUAGUUCUCAUACAUGGCCCAAAAUCCCUUAACUGCAACUAUGAAUUAUGUAUUAUUAGUUUGAUUUUAUGCUUUUAAGAUUCUAUUGUCAGGUAAGUCCAACAUCUUUUAUUUUUUGCUAAGGUCGUAAGGACUGGAAUUCAAAACUGCUGAAGUUUUAAUAUAUUCUUUGAGAUGUAUAUGUAACUUGUAGGGGAGAUCAGAUGUUAAUAUUUAUAUUUUGCUACAGGAUGUUGAGAGCAGCAGCAAACAGCAUGUUGGACCUCCACUUCUCAGUGUGUUACAAGAUCUCGGCAAGAUUCAGAACAGCAGAGACAGAGCAGUGACUCUCUUCGAGUGGCUGUUAUCUCCCAUUAAACCUGCAGACUUUUUCAGGUAUGCUAUUCAUUGCCAUUUUACCUGCAGUCUCUUAGAAUGGACUCACAUCAAGUGAACCCCAAUAUUUAUUUUUUUUACUGGUAAAUAAUUUUGAUAUUUUCAUUGUUCGAAAAUACCUUAUUGCAAAAAUGGGUAAUUAGAACCUUUAUCUGUUGUUUAUCAUUCUUUAGACACUUAACCCUGUAUACCAAAAUAAAAGCUUCUUCAUAUUUAUGACCUUCUUUACCUCUCUAAUUGUAAAGUGCUUUCGAAUAUGUUGGUGCUAUAUAAAUAACAAUAAUAAUUUAUUUGCAACUAAGUCAAUUGUAAAGCUGAAAACACACGAACCAGCAGAUAGCUACAUUUUGAAUUCCAAGUACAGCAGGGGAGCUAGAUCAAAGUGUUCCGUUCAAAAAAGUGGUGCAGAUAAAUAAUAAAGGGAGUGGAGUCACCAUUAGAAUGUGUCUGCUGGUUUCCAUAGUGAUUGCACCAUAGUGAAUAUUAUCGCCUAGCUAUGUACCUGUAUAGACACCCAUCCGAUGUAGUUGUCCCACUGGUUCAGUUGCGUUUACACUCACUGCAACCUGACUCAACGGAAACCAUGGCUAGAAUGGCAUCAAAAGUGUAAAGGACUACUAUAGGCAGAGACCACUUCAGCUCAUUGUAGUAGUCUGGGUGCCGGGACCCACUAGUUUUAACCCUGCAGCUUAAAACAUAGCAGUUUCCUGUAGGGUUAAUCCAGACUCUAGUGGCUGUCUCGCUUACAGCCACUAGAGGCCGCUUCCGCGAUUCUUCUCACUGUGAAAAUCAGUGAGAAGACACUGACGUCCAUAGGAAAGCAUUGAGUAAUGCUUUCCUAUGGGCAUUUUUAAUGCGCGCAUUCGGCUCCACUUGGGAGCCAACGUCGGAAGGGGAGGAGAGGUCACCGGCGCUAGAGAAAUGUAAGUGGCUGAAGGGAUUUUAACCCCUUCAGCCCAGUGGGGGGGGGGACCUAGGGACUACAUAGUGCCAGGAAAACGAGUAGUGGUCCUUUAAUAUUUCUCAUGGAAAUGCUGCUUGGUUACUUGAAAGCCUACAUUUUGGUAUCUGAGAAGGCAAUCCAUUAUAUACGUCUAACUCCUGUGUCAGAGAUGUUGCUGUAUUUACUUGCAGAAUCCUGCCACCAGUUGAAGUGUAUGUAUUUUGGAGUGAUGGAAUGGUAUGCUAAAGUUUACGUUUUUAAUUUCAUCGUGUGGAAAUUCUGUCUUUGUGUCUAUACUCCCUUACUAUAGUAGGGUUAAGCCUGUGCCAUUUUUAUAUUGAAAUCUGUGAGUUUAAAAAAAAAAAAAAAAAUCUCUUCCUGUUUCUAUUUACCAUAUUUUAUACAUUAAUCUGGCAAGGUCUCCACAUUCAGUAAAUUGUUACCAGCCUCCCAGCAGUCUCAAAGAUUCCCCUAUUCUAGUAUUUGUCUUAAUACUUCUGAUCUGAUAGUAGACAUAUUCAUAUUUUCCAUUUUUAUUCUAGGGAUAUUUGGGAAAAAAAACCUGCUCUUAUUAAACGGCACAACAACAGCUAUUACAGUGGAUUAUUUUCCACAUCGGAAUUUGACCGGAUCCUUCGAGAUGUGAGUUUAAGCAGCUGUAUUUAUUUUGACCCAUGUAUUGCAUCCUGCAGGGUCGAAACUUGACUCUUAACUUCAUCAGUAAAACCAUUGGUACGAGGAUUUGCUAGAAACCUUGUUUACUCUGAUUGUUCUCAAAAACAAAAUUUACGUUAAAAUAGCCCAGCUACAACGGAUUUGAAUAUUUUUCCAAAUUGGUUAUAUUGGCCUAAAGUUUAUAUUCUGGUUUUUAGUUCUCCAUUGUUCAGUGUUUACUGAAUAAACACUUGAGUUUUCAACACAGUUUAACUUAAAUGCUCUUCUAAGCAUCAAAAUAACUUUUUAUAAUUGAAACGUUUAUGGCACUGGGAGUAUCCUGCAAACGCUCUUCAUUCUUAUAAAUGGCCUUCUUCCUUGACUUAUAAAUGCAUCAACGUGUAUUAUUCAUCUGACACAGAAAAUACGUUUUUUAACUUCUUGCUGUUAGUUUUGUCCAAAUUGUACGUAUGGUGCACGUGCAAUGUUGCUUGAGUAGUCACUACACAUAGUUCAGUUCAUAAAAGCAUGAGCCAGGCUUUGUAAAAGCUAGUAGCAGUUACAAUACACGUGCUUUCCGUUUAAUGAGACGUUACACAUUCUCAGUAGCGAUACUUGUUAAAUACAAUCAUGUUUUAUAGGUUUUUAAAAAGAUGGGUCAGUAUUUGAGAUUAUGUGAACUAUAAAACAGAGGUCAGAGUGCCUUGCUUAACAUCUAACAUACUUUCCUUUAUGUUUUGGAUGUAGGAUAAUGUGCAGUUUGGUGUUAACCUGGAUGUCACAAGUUAUACUGAUGGGAAACGAGAAACCCAUAAUCCUCCUGGCCGAGCGCUGCCACUGGUUGUGUGGGACUAUUUUAGGGUAAGUAUAAGCAUCCUUUCUGCUUGCAUGAACUGAUUCCUUCCUUACUUGAAAUGCUGGCACCGGGUAGUCUCAUGCAGUAGUAUGUGGAUCUAACUCAUACCGUGUCCCAAUAUCUUACUACUACCUUUACCUAUAGUAUCUGGGUAUUAGUGUUGCCUGGGUUUUGUAUUAAAGUCUCGGACAGAGUCUCCUAUCUUGGUCUCCUUUUUCUCCAUGUUUGAUAGUUUUUAUAAAAUUCAAAUAUUUUUAAUCUUCUUUCGUGUUGGUCUGUGUGUACUGUACGGCUUUGUUGUUGUUUUUUUAAUUGGUUUUUGUUUUCCCCAAUUGCAUAGCGGUGCGUAAUAUGUUUGCACUUUAUAAAUGCCAGUAAUAAUAAUAGGUUAUUUCUAAUCUACUUAUGAUCGCUCUGACAGUAAUUGACUUACUCAAGGUCAAAAUAGCUGAACUGUAAAAAUGCUCUGUCAGCUAUGCUUUCAGUUCACCCACUUGAACCUUAAAUUUGAAGUUCUUGUUCAAUUUUUACAGUGAAUUAGUCUGCUAAACCUUUUAACUUAGCUUGGGAAGAAUAUGGUAUGUACUUUAAAAAAAAAAACUGCAAUUGAAUUCACCCAUCUAGCCAGAGUUAGUUUCUUUUUAUCAAUAGAGUAGUCCCAAGCUUUGUCCUCUGUACCUGUGUCCAGAUCUGUGUUACUGUAAAUUAUUAGUUUUCGAGCCUUCUGGUAAUGCUAAGUUUGCAAGAAGAGCGCUCAUUAUUGCUUUUUAUUCCUGUCUGUUUACAGAAUGGGUGUUCGCUGAGGUUGCUAAAUCCCCAGGCAUUUUCGCACACAGUGUGGAACUUCUUAUCAGUCCUGCAAGAGCUCUUUGGAAGCAUGGUUGGGAGCAACACGUAAGUCUGGAUGGCCCAAAAAGAAAAUGCUUACUUCUUCUUUUAAAUGUUCAGAAUGUAUUCUUUGGGGGUUUGUUCUUGUCACUUGGUAUAUAAGAUAGAACAUUUCAUCCCUACACAACUGUGUAUUCAUAGAUUAAAUAGAAAACUAUACUUCUGUUUCAAAACAAAUUUUUACUCUCCAAUAAUGUUUCUGAAAAUGUUUCAGCAGAAACCAUACAUACUCGUUUUCCUGGCUCUGUAGGGUCCUUUGGUCCCCCUCACCCUCUGGGCCCCCCUCCCGCCGGGCUCUAGGGUGAGGAAGGGGUUAAUCCCUUACCUUUUUUCCAGCGCCGGGCUCCCAGUCAUCAGCUGAACACGCAUGUGCGUCACGAACCGCGCACGCAUUCAGCCAGUCUCAUUGGAAAGCAUUCUCAAUGCUUUCCUAUGGACGCUUGCGUCUUCUAACUGUGAAAAUCACAGUGGGAAGCGCCUCUAGCGGCUGUCAAUGAGACAGCCACUAGAGGCUGGAUUAACCUAUUUGUAAACGUAGCAAUUUCUCUGCUAUGUUUACAGCAGAAAGGGUUAAUCCUAGAUGGACCUGGCACCCAGAUCACUUCAUUAAGCUGAAGUGGUCUGGGUGCCAAUAGUGGUCCUUUAACUAGUUCCAUGUAAUAUGUUUUUUGACCUAUUAAAGGAGUCAUUUGGUUUGUACAAUCUUUUUCCUUUAAUUGCAGCUACCUGACACCUGCAGGUACACAGGGAUUUGCCCCACAUUAUGACGAUAUCGAAGCAUUUGUGGUUCAGCUGGAAGGGAAGAAACACUGGAGAGUCUACAAGCCCAGGCAAGUGUUUAAUUUGUUCAAAUAAACGAUGGAUUCUAUCUAGUGUUACGAUUUGCCAAAAUUCUGGGAACUGUGGGUUGUUCUUGUUUUCCUACAUAGCACAAUUAUAGAAUUUAAUUUUUCAUGAAUUUACAAAUAUCCAUUCCCAAAUACCAUGUAAAUUGAGGCAUGUCACUAGUUUGACUAUUAUUAAAAUUGGAAGAAAAAAAACAAAAGUAGAUUUUUUUUUUUUUUUUUUCCAAGGCUGUUUGCUGCCAGAAACACAAACAGCAGUUACCAUUCUGAGAAAUGUCCGGUCCCUACAGUGUGGCUAUUCCAGUGUCAUCUUUGUCUUGCUACACACGGGUUUAUACGUUAGUGAAUCUGAACACUCACCAUGUGCAGUACUUCCUGCAAGUUGACCUCAACAUAACCUAUUCAAUAAAGCUGGAAGCAUUUGAUGGUAAAUGAACUAAAUUCAAUAAGUAGUAUUAGAAAUAACUAAGCAGGGAAGGGGGGCCGGAGCUUGACUGACAUGCUGGAUAGUUGCAGUAAGUGUGUGCUCCUCUGCAAUCUCAUUAUAAAAGCCACUAAGGGGCAAAUUUUCCUUGAAUAUUGACUUAAGCUUAUAUGUACAUGAGUCUGGUGCCCACUGGGCAACCUUAUUGUGAGCUAAAUAUACUACAGAAGCUACAGCCGAGGAAGUCCACUCUCCAUGGAUCGGUGAGGGUUGUCCCUGUCCCCCACCAAGCACACUCUUUCCUUUUGGCGACUCUUGGCACAAUCAUGAAAUAUAGCUUCCACGUGAAUCAACCCACUCCAAUCACUGCCUAACUGCUAAUCAACAGCGGUGCUUCAAUUUUGGGCCCCAUUCCUGGGCAGGGAACUCCAACGAAUUUUACAUGCCUGGGAGAUCUCUCGCUGACCAGCACUCUUUCAGAGCCAUACUCUGGCUAUAAGGAGCAUGGCCCGUGGACAUUGUGUGCUGGUUCCUAUUAACACCCAGGACUGGAGUGGUUCUGACCGGCGACACGGACGGUACCGAACAUGCCCUACACCUCUCUGGGGACUAUACAAUAAUUUAUUUUUCAGGCAUUUGCAUAUGCUGAAUGGGCUGACUUUGUGGGGUCACUUAAUAUAAUCAGGGCUGUCAGGCUAUGGCUUUCUAACAAUUAACACCGUAUAUGCUACCCCACAAUUGAUUAUUGCGAUUUUCUAUAUUGUCACUCGUUAUGUUUUUGUUGCUGUACAUACGUGCCAGUCACAGCAUACACCCUGAGCCCAGCAUUCUGUCUGCUUGGUGGGUUUACUUAGCUUACGCUUAAUAGAAUGCUAAUUUUGUUACAUUUUAAAAUGCAAAAUGAGCUUUCCUCUUCGAAUGAGUGGGAUUUACAAUUGGAUUACGGUGCAUUCGUUAUAGAGUCUAUUGAUCUUAGAUAUGCCAACAUGACACUAUGAUAUGUUUUGUAUGUCUUAUCUGUUCAUACCACUGCUGCUGAUAUUUUGUGUAAUUACGACAUGUCCUGCUCCUGUACGGAUCUCGCUAUAUUCUGUCGGUGUUGUAGGCUUGCUGUAGACCUCAAUAAAAAAAAUAUUUUUUUAAAAGAAAAUAGUAAUAUCCAGAAGGACCCUGUAUAAUAACCCAUACUACUCAAGAACUUCAUGUUUGUUUUAAUGAUAAUACCGAGCCAAAGGGGAGAGGCAUCCAGCAAUUUCUCCCAGUGCCUGGCCCAUGGGAUUAUGAGCCUAUGUGCAGGGACCCUUGAAAAUCUUCCUAGUCAUCAGUUCCCAUUAAAUAACAUUGCAUUUGUGCAUGCAAACCUAUGGUUUAUGGAGCAAAAUAUACAAAGCUGUAAAACAAGUGCCUCUGCCAUCAUUAUCUUUAUACCAUAGUUUUCUGAUAUUUAAAGCACUGGAAUCUAAAACAUAAAAUAUUUUAACCUAAAAUUUAGAGGGGAACAAUUAAACAAUCUGUAGCAUAAUUUCUGUGUCUUCGUGCAGGUUACAGCACUGUCCUAUGUAAAACAGAUUUAUUUAUAUGUGUGUAUGUAUAUAUGCUAAUCUAGUUAUCAAAAUGUUUUGCUUUUUCCCUUCAGACAAAAGUCAGAACAUCUCCCUCAAAUCUCAAGUGGUAAGUUGAUUUUCUUUAAUGUUUGAUAUCUAGUGAAUAAUUUAUCCUGGUGAAGCACCGUGAAUACCGUAUUUACUCUAAUCUAAUGCACACAUGUAUUGGCAAAAUAAAGUCUCUAAAGUUUGAAUGCGCAUUAGGUUCGAUGAUGCAUUAGAUACGCCGGGCAUACGAUGCAAAUUCGUCUGGGCAAAAUUCACAUUCGCAUAGCUGCAAGAGAGAUGCGAGACUUGGUUUUUGUGUACAGGAAAGUUAUACCUCUUAUCUUUGUCGCAAUGCGAAUUUCGUCCAGGUCAUAGGGCGGUCCUCCCUUAUCAACCUAUAUGUUGUAUAGUAGUAUCUUCUUGUACAAAUGUGCAUGACAGUCACCCGUGAAAAAAAAUUUGGCUUUUAGGUUUCAAAAUUUGAAUGCACCUUAGAUUCGCGUAAAUAUGGUAUUUUCUUGGUUUUAUAAUUCCAUAUAUAUACAUAAGAAGAUUGUCCGUGUUCUUGAUAUUAAGUAAUUUAUCUCCAUGUUGUCGCUCUCAUCUCUCACCAUAUUCAUUCAUAGCACAUUCUCUAUCUGUUUAUAUUCUUCAUUGUCUCCCACUGCUCUGGUUAUAGCAUGAUUUCUUUUAUAUUUGUAUCUCAUUACAUCUGUUGCUAUAUUUUUAUUUUGAACAGUUAACUUCAGUGACGAACACAUUGGGGAUCCGAUCUUGGAAACGGUCCUUGAAGCUGGAGAUCUCUUGUAUUUCCCGCGAGGUUUUAUCCACCAGGGACAUUGCCUUCCUGAUGCACACUCCCUACAUAUAACGGUUUCCUCGUAUCAGAAACAUAGCUGGAUAAACCUGCUUGAAAAAGUAAGAAUGUUUUUCCUUGACGGUUAUACAUACCAUUGAACGUGGCUCUGCUGCCUGCACCCAGGGCUGCUCUGCUAAUCUUUGGCCGAGGUCUGUCGGGAGGUUGUGUAAGUGGGAGCUCUUUAUCAUUCCUGGUAUGGGACAUUUGUUUUGGUGCACACCUGUCGCUGUUAAUUGCACUGUAUAACUGCCGUUUGUGAGCAUGUUGUGACUUACAUUGCAACCCAGGGUACUAUUUUUUUUUUAUUUUUGUUUUACUGUUUACUCUUCUUCUGCUGUUAAUAUUUAUUGAGGCAAUGAUAAAGAGCUCCCCCUUCCACAACUUCCUGACAGGACAUACAGGAGUUAAAACAUAUGUUUACAGUAGCACUGUUGCAUAAGCAUAGAAGCGUAUCAACGUGUAUAUGUGUGUGUGUGUGUGUGUGUGUGUAUGUAUGUAUGUAUAUAUAUAUAUAUAUGUGUGUGUAUAUAUAUGUAUGUGUGUAUAUAUAGAUCGUUAAUACAAAGUUAAACACAAAUACACAUAUCAGUCAAGCCAUAAGACUUGCUUUUUCCACAGAAAUCUCACUUUAACAGUGCUCUCACUACCGCAAGGGAUUCUGGGUAGGCGUAUGCAAAUGAGCUCAACAAAGAACCACAUUUUUGCCACAUAAUUCCACUUUAUACGUGGAUUCCUUGGAGUAUGUGCCUGCUGUAUACAACAGCUUUGAAACACAACUCAGGAAGAGGAGCAAAGCCAGCGAACCACUCAUGGACAGCUGUUUCGUUGUUAAUGCAACUCAUCAGCACGAGGUUGGUUACUGGCUUGUUGAUCUCAUUUGCAAACACCUACCCAGAAUCCCUUGCAGUAGUGAGAGCACUGUUAACCCCUUAAGGACGGAGCCAAAUGUACACAUUGUGAACAAAACAAAAUGUAAACAAAACCUGGCAUUUGCGCUACAUGUCUGUCCAAUCGUAAUACACCUCUUUCAUAGUAAAUGCACCCACCCUUAUUAUAUAUCAUUUUAUUCAGGGGAAACAGGGCUUUCAUUUAAUAUCAAAUAUUUAGCUAUGAAACAUAAUUUAAUAUGAAAAAAUGGGAGAAAAUACGUUUUUUUUUGGUUUUUUUUGUUCUACAUGACAUUUUAACGAUCAAUGUCAUAAUACUGUUUGCUUUUACUGCAAUAAAAUACACAUAUUUAUAUUCAGUAAAGUCUCACGUGUAAGACAGUACCCCCUAUGUACAGGUUUUAUGGCAUUUUGGGAAGUUACAGGGUCAAAUAUAGCACGCUACAUUUGAAAUUGAAAUUUGCCAGAUUGGUUACGUUGCCUUUGAGACUGUAUAGUAGCCCAGGAAUGAAAUUUACACCCACAAUGGCAUACCAUUUGCAAUAGUAGACAACCCAAGGUAUUGCAAAUGUGGUAUGUCCAGUCUUUUUUAGUAGCCAUUUGGUCACAAACACUGGCCAAAGUUAGCGUUAGUAUUUGUUUGUGUGUGAAAAAUGCAAAAAUGCCAAUUUUGGCCAGUGUUUGUGACUAAGUGGCUACUAAAAAAGACUGGACAUACCCCAUUUGCAAUACCUUGGGUUGUCUUCUAUUGCAAAUGGUAUGCCAUCAUAGGGUUAAUUUUCAUUCUUGGGCUACCAUAAGGUCUCAAAGGCAACGUAACCAAUCUGGCAAAUUUUUAUGUGAAAAAAAUGAAACACAAGCCUUAUAUUUGACGCUGUAACUUUUGAAAACACCAUAAAACCUGUACAUGAGGGGUACUGUUGUACUUGGGAGACUUCGCUGAACACAAAUAUUUGUGUUUCAAAACAGUAAAAAGUAUCACAGCAAUAAUAUUGUCCGUGUAAUGCUGUUUGUGCGUGAAAAAUGCAAAAAACUUCACUUUUACUGGCGAUAUCAUCGUUGUAAUACAUUUUAUUGUUUUGAAACACUAAUAUUUGUGUUCAGCGAAGUCUCCCGAGUAGAACAGUACCCCCCCCCAUGUACAGGUUUUAUGGUGUCUCGGAAAGUUAUAGGGUUAAAUAUAGUGCUAGCAAAUUAAAUUCCUUUUACUUUCGGCAUGGGUUGUCAGGCAGGUCCCGCUAAUUGUAAUUAAUUAAGAUACCUAAUUAUGUAAAAAUAUUACAUAAAUAUAUAUGUAGAAUUAAUAUAUGUGUAUAUAUAUACGUAUGUGUAUAUAUAUGUAUAUAUCUAUAUAAUUUUUUAAAAAUAUUUUUAUUUAUAUAUAAGUAUAUAUAUAUAGUGAUAUAUACGUAUAUAUAUAUAUGUAUAUAGAUAUAUAUAUAUAUUAUUUUGUUCUACGUGUAUUUUGAUAUAUAUAUAUUAAUUUCACAAAACAGUUAGAACGAAAUAACACACAUCUAUAUAUUUUUUAAUUAUUUAUUUUUAAUUAUUUUUUUUAUUUUAUUUUUUAACGUAUUUACAUUUUAUUUUUUUUAUAUUAUAUAUAAAUAUAUAUAUAUAACAAUAAUUAUAUAUAUAUUUAAUCAGUAUCAGUCUACGUGUAAUUUGAUAUUAAUAUAUAUAUAUAUAAUUAUAUAUAUAUUAAUAGUAAAAUACACCUAGACUGUAUAUGUGUGUGUAUGUAUAUGUGUAUAUAUAUACUUAGAUCAUAUAUAUAUAAUAUAUACAUAUGAUCUAAGUAUAUAUUUAUUUUUUACACUGAUUAACUUUUUUUAAUUUUAUUUUCAGCCAGCAGGGGGACCACCUGUCAUUACAGGCAGCCCCCCUGCUGGCAAUGCUGCAGCCAGCUAUCCCCGGCCAUGUGAUUGUGGGGUCCUCGCUAGGACCCCACUCUCACACGGCCGGGGAGCACCGGAGGAGAAGGAUCUGCCGCGGGGGGGCUCCCUGGGAGUCCCCCCCACCGCGAUCGCCGGCGUGGGACCGCCGGCGACCGGGUAAGUUAACAAAAACCGGAGGGCGUACAAUUACGCCCGGCGGCGUUUAGAGCCACCUAUAAUAGGGCGUAAUUGUACGUCCUCCGGUUUUAAGGGGUUAAAGUGAGAUUUAUGUGGAAAAAGCAAGUCUUGACUGGUGUGUGUAUUUGUGUUUAGCAAUGUAUUAACUAUUCACUCACAUUAGGUGGAAGGGAUUUUCAUCCACACUUUUUUUCCCCACCACAAGGUAUGUACUUUACAAGUAAGGCCAAGCCUCCAUAGCAAGUCAGUAACCAACCUCAUGCUGAUGAGUUGCAUUAACAACAAAACAGCUGUCCAUGAGUGGUGUAAACUCCAUAAUAUGUCUGCCUCAUAUUUAAGUAAGGAACAUGCUAGGUACACUGUGUCUAUUCAAAACUAAGUACAUGCUAAAGAUCAAGAUGACCGGUAGCUGAGAGUAGUAUAAGAAACAAAUCACCACAGUGCUAGGCUUAAAAACACAAUACUAGUAGCUGGUAUAGGCAUAUACACUGAGAGGGAGUCUUAAAGAUUGAGGAGAAGAGAGUCGAGUAACAAGAGAUGUACAAAAAAUAAAAUAUAUGAAAGCAGGUAAACACAAGCAUAGUAAAACCGAGUAGAAGCCACUGGAUUCCCGCACGGGAUGCUGUGUAGCCUUCGGGCAUGGCUCCAGGAGACUGGUGGUGAUGGCACUGCAGGUAAGUCUGUCUGGGCUCAGCCCAUUUUCCCCCCUCCUGCUUGUGUACGUUAAUAUCAGAAUCCCAACAUGAAGGUGAGUCUGGUGGGUGCCAGCCCCAGGCACAACAUGAGCCUUCAACCUGUUCCCUUUGGUUCCUGCACCAUUUGGGGCCAACAAUGGGGGUCCUGGAUGUGAUGUUCUGCCCAAGCUUUAGGGCAGUGGUUCGAGAAAGAACCUCUGGGGGCUCAGAGCCCAGAAAGGCAGGCGUUGGGUCUGCUGUCUGAUUUUUAUUCUAAGGCCCCUAGGGGUUGUCUGUCUAAUGACCACAAGGGGUGUGGGAAUUGCAAAUUGUAACAGAGUUAUUAUCAAACGUGAGAAAUUAGGGUGAAUAUAGCCAAACUGGAAAAGUAUGCUCCUGGUUCAUCUAUUUUGAAUUCACCUUGCAUUCUCACUUUAAUGAACAACCAUGUAGAAGUGCAAUAUUGAGGAAACAGCAUUGUUUACAGCAACAGGGCUGCUGUGUCCCACAAUUCACCUCAUUGAGAUGAAUCGAUUGUGGUGCUAAGACUGUCCCUUUAACAUUCCUAAUAUGUUUUACAUCAUGAUUUUUGUUUUGCCUGAAUUUAUCAAUGCAUUGUUGUAGAGGUGACUUGUUCUAAGUUAUGCCUCUGGUUUUAUAUGGAACACGUUAAUUCCACCUUAUAAACUUAUGAUUGUUACUAACAUACACUGUCUUCCCCUCCAGGUCUUGCCAGCGGCCCUAAAAGUUGCUGCAGAGGAGGAUGUAGAGUUUCGUAAAGGGCUUCCUCUUGACUACAUGGAUUAUAUGGGUGUACAGAACACUGAUUUGGUAAUUGUUUAUUUUCCUUCCCGUGUGAUAAAACAUAUAUGAAUUAUCGAACUUAAAGAAUAGAUGAAAUUUAAGGGGUAUUUUUUUUUGUUCCAAAUAAAUUUGUAUAUAUGGAUUCAGGAUCCAUUGAACCCCAAAUCAUUCUAAUCUAUUUUAAUACUAAUAAAAUGGUUUUGUGUAGCUGAUCCAUCCUCUUACCCCUCAUACACUUGUCUUUAAUAAACAUGGAUGGAUUCAUUUUGUAACACGCAGUUAUAUCAUCACUUUUCAUUCACCUUAAAUUACAGUAUUUCCUCCCACGUAUUCUAUAGCCUGUAUGAAAAUAGACUUGGCUUAUAACUCUAACUGUGCAUCAUCAUUACCACAUGCAUUGCUUUUCUAGUCUAAUGUAUACAUGUAAUUUAGGGUGACUAGUGUAUCUCUUCAUUAAAGGGAUGAUCUAAGUACAAACACUGCUUUAGUUUAAUAAAGCCAUUUUGUUGUAUAAAUCAUACCCCUGCAGUUCCACUGCUCAAUUCUCUGGCAUUUAGGAGUUAAGUCACUUUAUCAAGGUAUAUAGUUGCAGUACCAGUGUGUUUGUUUCCUCUUGAUGGACAAGCCGACUGUAAAUAAGUAAAAAUAUUUAAUAGUCCCUCCUACUUCCCCUUUAAAACCCUGGACUUACCCCAGGACUGUCGCUGUUCUUUCUUGUCCCGUUCGGGACGGACACGCUGGCUGUACUUGGAGUCUGGUGAGGCAUACAGGUUGCUGUCUGGAGGAUCUGUCUGAAAAUAAACAGAGACAGGUAAAAAGUGGACUAACACUAUUGCUGUCAAAUAGAGGGGUUUUAGGGCUUUAUACAUGCCUUCUUUUUAUCAUAUUAGGUUAUUAACUCUGAUAGUCUUUUUGUGAAUUAGUUUAUUUUUCAGCUGGGUUAGACAUAGGUGCCCUCGAAGGCACGGGGGGUGGAUUGAUCGCAAUAGUGUUAGUCCACUUUUUACCUGUCUCUGUUUAUUUUCAGACAGCCUAGGACAGCCAUCGGUUACCAUCACUUCUGUAGGAAUAGUUGCAGAUUUAUAGCGUGCUUUUCUCUCUUUUUCAGCAUUAGCAUAUUAUUAUACAGUGCUUAUCUUCUUUCUCUUUAGUAAUUAUUUAUUCACCAGUUCUACUUAUAUAUUCAUUCCGUUUAUUUUCAUUGAUCAAUUGCCAAUCAGUCAUUGCAGUCGAUUACCUAAUACCUAUUGAUCAGUCAUUCGAGUCGAUUAGUUUACAUUUAUUUAUCCAGCUAUUUUAGUCAAUUACCCAACAUGUAUUGAUCAGUUACUUCAGUCGAUUACCUAACUUGCUUUGAUCAAACAGAACCCUUAGGAAUAUACCUUUAGUUAUCAUUGCUAUCAGGAAUUUAGCACGCUCUCCAGAGUCUUCAUCUUUAAAGGACCACUCUAGGCACCCAGACCACUUCAGCUUAAUGAAGUGGUCUGGGUGCCAGGUCCAGCUAGGGUUAACCCAUUUUUUUUUAUAAACAUAGCAGUUUCAGAGAAACUGCUAUGUUUAUGAAUGGGUUAAGCCUUCCCCCUAAUCCUCUAGUGGUGUCUCAUUGACAGCCACUAGAGGCGCUUGCGUGCUUCUCACUGUGAUUUUCACAGUGAGAGCACGCAUCGUCCAUAGGAAAGCAUUGUAAAUGCUUUCCUAUGCGACGGGCUGAAUGCGCGCGCAGCUCAGCCCAGGAGGAGGAGAGCUCCCCGCCCAGCGCUGGAAAAAGGUAAGUUUUUAACCCUUUCCCCCUUCCAGAGCCGGGCGGGAGGGGGUCCCUGAGGGUGGGGGCACCCUCAGGGCACUAUAGCGCCAGGAAAACGAGUAUGUUUUCCUGGCACUAUAGUGGUCCUUUAAUGAUAUAGAUCUAUCGACAUUCUUGUUUAUAUUUGAUCCUAUCAUUACUACUUUUUCUACUAUCAAACAUCAUAAAGAUUGCCGAUAGUACAUAUUACAUAUAUGUGGAUUUCACUAUUAUAUUCUAAUCCUCUAUAGAGAUUUACCAGCAAUAUACCUUUGUAUGUAUCUGAUUCCACCACUAUUAUAUAUAUAUAUAUAUAUAGAAACUAUACAAUUUCUGGCACUCUUCCCAAAUAAUAAUACAUACCAGGUGCUUCUCUGUGCAAAAUACUAUAAACAAAGCAAAAAAUGAGAGCACUCCAUGGAUUUGGUAAAUCAAAUUACUGUAUUCAAAUAGCACAAAAAAAAAAUCGACGUUUCGACCGUCUAGCGGUCUUUAUCAAGAUGCUGUCAUAUACAAAACCCUCAAAUAUAUACAUAAACGCUUGUUAAACUUACCCAAUCACCAAGUGCUCCCUGUGUGUCCAAUCUGCCAUAUGAGUGAAGCCGCAAAUUGUGGAUCGUUAUGUUAAUUGCCGUAAAGUGACGUGUGGUGAAAUCACCAUGUGUUGCCUAGAGACGGCAAAGCUGUUUAAAAACCAAAUGUCGGCAGAGAUUUAAAAUCAAUACGGAGGAUAAAUAAAAUUAUAUGUUGCAUAUGUGUUUUCAUAAAUGUCUAAGCAACUGCCUAACUGAUCGUAGGAUACUAGAGUGAGCCAGGAAUGGCUAGAAACGAUUGCUCAUAUAGGGACUCAGUUAGAAAGACUGGUGUAUUGGUAACUGUGGACCUGUGUAGCCUAAUAGAGCUAACUCAAAUACUACCUAACUCCUUAUUAAAUUGGGAACCCUAGCUGGGAAAGCCAUGUGUGUUGCCAAAUCACAAACCUAAACAAUAAGAACAGGCAUCAAUUACAGAAAUCAGGCUUUUGUAUAUGACAGCAUCUUGAUAAAGACCGCUAGACGGUCGAAACGUCGAUUUUUUUUGUGCUAUUUGAAUACAGUAAUUUGAUUUACCAAAUCCAUGGAGUGCUCUCAUUUUUUGCUUUGUUUAUAUAUAUAUAUAUAUAUAUAUUCACACACAAAUAUCUUUGUUAGUGGACACGAUAUAUAAGCGGUUUACAUUUGCAGGCUCUAUUUCUAUAUAUGUCUUAUUGUAGUCCUACCAUACAUUAUAUUCCACUAUUCUCCUAUUAGUACACCAUUAGCAUUUAUAUGUCUUUUCCAAACAGCACAGACGUGUGCUGUAGCUGAUCACGUUUGUAUCAUUCAAGACAUCAGAAUGGAUUCUAGCUUAUUACAUUGUAUCUUCUUCUGCUUUUAGUGUCACAAUAUUCUUUUCGUUGUAUCCAUUGUUGCUAUUUAAAUCUUUUUGUUGCUAUUUAUACUUAAUAAAUUCUUUUUUUGUUUUUUGACCUUCUGGUCUUUUUAUUUGUGCCCUUUAUCUUCAACUUUCUAUUAUGAAGUAUAGGCACAUGCUACUUUCUCCCAGUCUAUAGGUACACUACUUUCCAAUUUAUUAUCCAUUUUCAUUAGGGGUUACCCCCCUGCACCUAGUGUACCUUGUUUGGCUGUAUUAGAUUAGUUUACAAUGAUUUGACAGUAUGAUCUCCUUGGGCAAAAUUGUAUAAUCACGUGAAUUCUUGGCAUAUUUCAUUUCAGGAUGACCAACGCAGGGGCAUAUUUAUCCAAAAAGUUCACACAUUGAUGACGAAAUUGGCGGAUUACGCACCAGUGGAUGCUGCUGUAGACCAGAAAGCCAAAGAAUUCCUGCAUGAUUGCCUCCCUCCUGUGCUGACACCAGGUAUGCUCUGGUCAAAUCUGUGUAUCUCUUUCAAAUACCGAAAUACCUGAUGUGAAGCUAAACAGCUUAAAUACUAACAAACAUGUAUAAAGAAAAAAAUAAAUAAAACAAAGCAUUUCCAUUCAAUGGACAGACAGAAUUUGCAAUGCAAAACAACUGUGAAUUAGUAUGGCUGCAGAUGGUAGCUGGAAGGAUUGAAAAUACCAGACUUUUUUUUUACUUUAAAGUGUAUAUUAGCUGGCACAGAGCAUUAUGGCGUAGAUAUCUCGAGUUUUCCAGCUUGGCCAAUAUUGCCAUAAAUGUUCUUUUAGCAUGUUUGUAAAUACUGUAAAAGCUGUGAUGCUAUGAACCAACUGGGCUGUGGAAGUGUAUACAAUGACACUCUAUUUUCCAUCUCAUGUUAUGGUUAAUAUUACUGUAUGUUUUUCUUUGAAGCGGAAAAGUCUCACAGUGUGUAUGGAGCUCCAGUGACAUGGGAAGAUGGACGUGUCCAAGAUAAUGCUUUGCAGAUUGGCAAAGACACCAGAAUUAGGAUACUCCGUGGUGGCAUCGCGAGGUCAGGCUUAUAUUUCAGCUGUGUCUCUGUGUGUGUAGUCUGUGUGACCUUUGUGACAAGUAUAUGUAUGCACAGUGUGUGUAAAAUGUGUAUUUGUGCAAUAAUGGGGGUGUGGUAAAGUGACGAAAGGAGGAAGACCAUAAGAUGUCUACCUUGGGGCAGGGCUUAAAAUCUCAAAUCCAAUGUUACUGCACAGGUCUUAACAGUUACUCACAACCUGAAAGUUGCAUGGCAGACUCACUAAGGUGCAAACUUUUACUUGCCAGGGCUCCAUUUUCACUUGCCAGUGGCGACUUAUGGUGUUAUUGUGUUUUGGACAAUAUCUGAUUUGUUGUGUGUUUUUUUACAAAUUUACAGAUUGUGCAGUGAAGGAGACUCUUGUCUGCUGUAUUACUCAACAGACAACCCCAGAGUAUACCACCAGGAGGAGCCAAAGAGCAUUGAGAUAGACUUCGAGGUAACAUUCUUUCAUAUUGAUGGUUAACAGUAUUCUGCAUAGGAAACAUUAAGAUAUAAAAACGAUUUAUGGGAAAAAUACUGUAUAUUCUUUGGAAGUUACCAAUCUGAUGACUCUUAACCAUUUAGGGGCCAAGGAUUUUCAGAGCGUCUCUGCAUUUGAGAUUUAAACUGAGAGGUCAUUAAACACAAAGUGAUCAUGACAUGUACAUUUAGAUCUGGAGGUCACUGUGAUGGCUGCCAGUGAAAGGCAUGCAAUCGCUGGGGCUGGCUGUCCUUGAGAUCACAUGCCUUUAGGGACCUCCAGAUGGCUAUUUCCAUGUCUUACUUUUGCAAGCAACAACCAAUGUAAAUCUUUUGUCACAAAGUGCAUAAUGACAAUGGUCGUACCGUGUAUGCCUGUUAUUAAGGGGUUAAAAUAAAGGGAUCUUCAAGUAAAUUGUCUGGCAGUACAACUGUACAGCCAACCACUAAAUCAAAACAAGACUUCCAGGCUGCUGAAACUGUUUUGUUUUUGUUCGUUUUAGCACUUUUGAUACAGGGUGCCUUUGGGUAACUUUUCCCAUCAAACUACUGUGAGAUUUUGUGUGUGGGGCGAGGGGAGAGUUGUUGUUGUUAUUAUUUUUUUAUUAUUCCCUCUCACCUGCACUGUGAAUUGGCAACACAUUUACGUUUUCUACAAUAUGACAAUUAUUCUCCUCAAGCUUACUCGCAUUCAUUAUGACUGGAUGUCUACCCCAGCUCCUGUUGCAUUCGCAUACAAUGACCAUUCAUCCCCCCUUCAUAAAGGUUCAAUGAAAGUGCCAACACACAAGCACCCCAAAAAUCCUUGCACUUAUUCUACCUAACAAUACAUUUUAAUGGUAUUAUAUCGUUUAUACUUUGCGCCAUGAUAUGCGGUCCUGCAUGUCCGCCAUAUGCAUUUGGUAAAUGUAUCUGUGCAAUUGGUUAUGCCCCCAAAAAAAAAUCAAACUACAAGUCUAAAUUAAAGUGCGUGCACACACACAAUUACUUGGCAAUCUCUUUAUUUUUCUCAUCAAUACAGCAUGUGGAUGCAGUAGAAUACCUUCUCCAUUCAUAUCCACAGUACGUGGCUGUGCAAAACAUCCCCAGUGGGACGCUGGAUGAAAAGGUAUGCAAUAAUAUUUAUAUACACUUUUUUUUGUCAUGCAAGACUUAAAAUUUACAUUCCCCUACCAGGCAUCGGCGAGUAAAUUUCAGGCCUGGAUAGUAGCUUAAAACUUGACAUUUUUGUAAAAUGUCAAAUAUUGCCAUUAAGAGGUUCUGGAAACAUUUUAACUAGUGGGCCUUUGUGUGUGUGUUUUAGUAUGGUUCCAGAACAUCUUUAGCAUUAUUACUAUAAUCUGUUAUUCCGAGGUUAUCUGCUAAUUUGAAAUCCAGUUACUGUAUAAACUAGCUUUGUCUCUGUAAAUAGAUUAUUUGCGAGAUCUGUAAUCUGCAUAAAUGGAUUACUUGCGACUUUGUCCCUCUUAUAGCUGGUGAUUGAUAAUCUAUUGUGCGUCUAUUGGUUUUGUGCCAAUAUAUGUUAAUUAAUAUGUGCAUUGCAGAAAAGUAUUGUCCUUUUUAUUGCUUAAUAAAAAUAUAGAAAUCCGUAUAAUUAUAUCACGAGAAUACAACUGUGGCAGAAAAAUUGCUUCACAAAGAACCUCUGUUCCUCUCCGUCUGCUACUAUACAUGCUUUCUUUCUGUCCUUGUCCUUGUUUACCCCUGUCAUAGCAAUCAGGUCGCCUAAUAUGAUUAAUACUGUGCAAGCAUAUGAUGCCCAAAGUCUGGAUCAUAUUUUUUAUGUGUGUGUGUGAAGCUGGAGGCUUCGAGUGCUGGAUCACGGAGGACAGGUGAAGGGCAAUACACAGUCCUCACAAUACAGUACAUUAUGUCAGUGUCCUAUUUCGGCAUAUCCUGCGCUCUUCCCAGCCUUUCACCGGUUAGCUUUUAACAUAAUUUAAAACAAAAAGCUACAAACAUUUGCCGAGCUGGCAAUGCUUAACCCCUUAAGGACCAAACUUCUGGAAUAAAAGGAAUCAUGACAUGUCAAUGAAUGAUUUAUUGGAACUCAAUCGUUCACGGCAAGGAUGUGAAAAGGCAGACUUUGCAGAGCUAUAACCAAUUCAUACACAUUAGUCUGCUAAGGUUAAAUUUAAAAGUAAUGUGUCUGUGAGUUGGUAGAAAUACAGAAAGCAAUCCCAAGAGCCUGAGACAGGAAGGUCCUUUGUAUAGUUGAGAGAGAGGAUAUGUGUUACCACUUUUUUCACAAGCAGGCGAUGAGUUCCCCACUGAAGAAUGUAAAUCAAGGUUAAACUUGAUGGACUCUAGUCUGGUGAGGUACCUGUAAAAGGCAAGCUUAGAUCCCUCAACUGAUGGAGAGUAUCCCCCAAAAUUGUAACCCUGUCCCAUUGAAACUUUGCUAGAAUGUCACUUGAAGCUUUAAUAGCCUAAGGUAAACAGGAACAGCUACUGAGCUUGUUCAGAGGAUGAAAAAGUAGAAAGGAGCCACUGUGCAUUACAAGGAAACUCCUCAUUUGUAAUGGCCUUGGGUACAUCACUGAGCCUAAUAUUACAGGGACAUUUCCCUAUCUUCAAGAUUUGCCAUCUUCACUUUAAAUCGGCAAAACUCUUCUGUAGCGAAUCAAGGACGUCAUCUGUAGUAGUCUCUCACUCGGGUGUGCCAAAGUUCUUUCAACCACAGCAACAAUGCUAUACAAAAUAUAGCUUCAUUGUUAUUUUAAAUAAAUGUGCAUAAGUGGCUACUAAAGCUAUAUAUAAAAACAAAAGUGCUACAUCAACAACAUCUGCAAGACAUUUACACUCAUUCAUACGAAAAUAGCCCAACAGAGGCAGAAAAAAAACAGGUUGGAUACUGUAGUGUUAAAAAAAGGAUACUUAAAGUCAAAGCAAAUGUAGCGAAUAUAGAAAACAAUGCUGCCAGCUCCCAACAGUGGAGUAAAAUAAUAUCUGCUAGUAAAUAUACUAAUGCUAAAAAAAGAAGCUGGAUAUCCUCAGAAAGUGUAAACAACGAUGUUAGUGAUUCAAGUCCUCAGGCUAAUGGGGAACUGGACCGGUCCGAUAUUAUGGAAACUCCCCACCAUGUGGCAUAAAGAGGCACACAUGUCCAAGUGUAAAAUAAUCUUCAAGUCUACAGUAAGCGUGUCCGUGAAUAUAAUAAACUCCCAAUCUGCAGUAAGCGUAUCUGUAAAUAUAAUAAACUCCAAGCUAGCCGUGGAACAUAUCAGAUCAACCGGAGAUUUGAAGUUUGACCGAACAAGUGUGAGCAAUGCUCCCUGCCUCGCGUCUAAAACGUUUGUCCACCUUCUGCAGAUGUAUAUUAAAACCCAAUAGAAUAGAUGGAUUAAUUCUAUGUGGUAGAACACUUAUACAUUUAAAAAAUAAAAACCCAGCUGAAUGGCACAUAAAUAGUAAAAUAAUUGGCACUUUCGGUCUGUGCGUUUCGUCCGUAUCUCAGACUUUCUCAAUACCAAUUAAAUCUCCUCCCUAUCCACCACCAUAUGCUUCUGGAACAUGGGUCAGAUGUCAUGCAAUAAGCCUUAAUAUCAGCUUUUCUAAAUGAGCAUUAUACUCUAGCACUGAAGAUCUUUGUGAGCCACUGGAUACCAAAGGAAAGGCUGACAGGUAGCCCUUUAGGAUGCCUGCCGCUGAGGAUGCUCAGGAGUAAACCUCAGAAGGAUGAAACACUUGGUUCACCCUCCUGUGAAUUAAAUCUGCAUUGCCAGAAAUGUAUUGGUAAGUAUGGGGAGUACGAAGUGCCAAAUAUUGGGCGACGUAACCCCUUAAGCUAAUAAAAUAAUAAAACAUACAGAUUUUAAAGUGUCAAGGAAAGUAUUGUAUACAAUUUGUUUUUUCUUAUAUCAGACAUAAUUUAUACAUUGUUAGAUUUGUAUGGUUUAUUCAAUUUUGACCUGUUGCAUACACAUCAUUUAAGGUUCGCCCUGUACUCUGUGUAAAUUAGCCAACUUUAAAAUUAUUCGUUAUUACUCUAUCUGCAGAUCACUGUGGCCACUAUUCUGUUUGAGAAAGGACUUCUGACUACCAAAGAGAGCUUGAAUGUCACAAGAUGACCUGCAAGGAUAUCAUUGGUGAUUGAAUCCUGCUAAAACAGUUGUGCAAAAAACAAUCUGGAGAAAUUGACAUUUUCUGAGAUGAAGCCUCUACAAGGAAAACCCUUCUGUCUGAUCUUGGUUUCCAAUUCCAUCGGAGAAUCAAUUUUAACGUUUUGUUCGCUGAAGUUCCAUUCUCCUUAAUGAAGAAAUUUAUAUUACAGAAACAUUGAGAGAUUUAUGCAUAAAUGUGACUUUUUUUUGAACAUCAAAAUUGUGUUGUGUAUCGGUUUAAAUUUAUUACAUCCGUUAUUCUUUAUUACAUUUUAUUUAAAUGUAUUUACACAAUCUGAACAGAUGAUUACUUUUAUCUGUUCUUUUUGUUGUUUUGAACCUUUGCAGCUCCAAGGUUUAAAUGUGUGGUUAACAGAUUAAUCAAUAUUAAUAAAAUAAAAAAAAGGAAUAUAUAGAAAAAUGAUAAUUACAUUUACAAAUGUAGGAUAUCAAAAUUGCACUGUUUUAUUUUGUCUGCUAUAAAUUCAAGCCUUUUCAGUUUCAUUGACAAAUUGAUAACCUUAUUUCGCAGGUUGUUUGGCCAGUAGAAAAAUGCAAACAUAAAACUUUUGGACAAUGAUGAGCCUACUUUAAUGUUUUUCUUUUCUUAUUCAAAUAAACCUUUUUCUGGCACUAGGAAAAUAAACAACUUUACA